Messenger RNA from Prunus armeniaca (apricot), 804 nucleotides. NCBI's taxonomy places the organism in Eukaryota, Viridiplantae, Streptophyta, Magnoliopsida, Rosales, Rosaceae. The record is from the annotation of a GenBank genome assembly.
AUGAUGUGGCGGCAGAACAUUCUGUUGCUAUUCCAAAGCCUGAAGGCGGAGGUAGAACAUUCUGUUGUUGUCCUUGUUCCUGAGAUGCCUAUCCAUUCUAUCCCUGGCUCCUCAACCACGGCCUCCUUUGCUGAUCCAGAAUUGGUAGAGUUUGAAGCUAUGGAUCUGGAUGCUAAACUAGACAAGCUGGAGAAACUCAGUUCCACUCCCGACAAUGCUAAGUCCAAAGCAGUAGACGAGGUAGUGGACAGAGUGAAAAUCUGGCAGUCAACCAAGCUGGACUUAGAUGAGGACAACGAAGCCGUUGAUCAGUUUAUGAAAGACCUGGACCUGCUGCAUUGGAAGAACAUGGCUCCCAGGCCUAUUCUUGAGAUCAGUUUGGGUCUGGCAAAAGAUGUGCUCAACUUCCAUAACCACUAUGAAGAUCUCAAGCCCUCCUUCAAUGCCUCUGAAUUCUGCAAGGCUACCCAUGAAGCCAACUUGGUUGAUUAUCAAAAACAGAAGGCAGAAUUGGAUGUUUUGGUUGUUGACUACAAGGAGACCAAGUCCACUGUUGAUAAGCUAGAAAAACAUAUUGAGGAACUCCAGAAGCAACUAGCUGGGCUAAGGGAAUGGCAGAAGAAGUUUGGGGCUGGACUGGGCACCAAGACUAAGGCAACCUUCCUUGUGCAGAACAUGGUUUCAGCUUCUAGGCUAGCAUUGGAGAUUGCAGAAGCUUCCAUUCACCAGGGAGUGCUCAUGCAGAAGGAGAUCUCCACUAAAAAGACCGGAUUGCAAAAGACCCUUAGAAAGUUAGGACUUUGA